AUGUCGGAACAGUUUUCCGCGCCAGAGUUGAAAGAGGGGUUUAAGGCAGUGCUCACCGUGAAGUCCUUUGUGGCGUCUGAAGAUCUAAUCUCUCGCCUCUCGCCUACUUUUGGACUCCUAAAUUUCCCUCGCACAGCCCAUCUUAUCCAUCUUGGUGCCAUUGGUUCAGAUGAUAUUCUACUCCCCUCUGCGCCUGCACUCUCACCCGGAUGCACUGUGGUGAUCACAGAAAAAGUCGAUGGCGCGAAUAUGGCCUUUAGCUUGUCUUCAGGUCGACAACUGUUGGUACAGAACAGAUCUCAGUUUGUGAACUCGAGCUCGCAUAGCCAGUUCAAGAAACUCGAUUUUGGAUGGCGAGACAUAGCGAGGAAUUAUUUGGGUUAUUGA
This is a messenger RNA of Pseudogymnoascus destructans, 387 nucleotides long. RefSeq lists its product as uncharacterized. The record is from RefSeq and is a predicted model, not a curated record. Lineage: Eukaryota; Fungi; Ascomycota; Leotiomycetes; Thelebolales; Thelebolaceae. Bases 1 to 387 code for a protein of 128 amino acids. The transcript has a single exon.